Messenger RNA from Dreissena polymorpha, 3949 nucleotides. Its product is annotated as early endosome antigen 1-like. The record is from RefSeq and is a predicted model, not a curated record. The transcript is spliced from 2 exons. NCBI's taxonomy places the organism in Eukaryota, Metazoa, Mollusca, Bivalvia, Myida, Dreissenidae. Bases 352 to 1884 code for a protein of 510 amino acids. Gene Ontology annotation, molecular function: protein binding.
GGCAAAGCGCGUAAGUGUAGCAGUCUUCUCGGACCGAAUGGAUAAAAUUAGGCGUAAUCGACAAUUAAGAUAGUAACUUGAAACAUGUAUCUCAUGAUUUAUGUAUUGGGGACGGUAAGUCUGCUGGCCUUUGGCGGACAGUGUGAGUUAACAUUGGACAAGGUGUAUGUCAUGUUGUCUGCUAGAUAAGACACACUAAUGUUGGAGCAGAAUAUAAUCAAAAAGGAGCAGGAUGUAAUAAGAAGAGAUAUAAAGGAUCGUAUAACAUCGAUGGCCGCAACGAACCAGCAGCUCAGUGAGGUGGCUUCUUUUAAUCAGAAGCUGACAUCUGUCUAGGAGAGACUCGAUAAUAUGGACAGUCAAGUGAAAGACAUAGAAACGGUAGAAGUAGAGCGACGCACGCACCUGUUAAGACGCGGACUUGAGCAGGAGAAGGCAGCAACCCAGUCACGAUUGAAUUCUGUUCAGAAGAUUCAGGAGGGCGUACAGUCCGAUAUUAAAAUAUUGAUGAGUGCUUAUGACGACUUUCGAGUUUUAAAACAGGAAGUGGCGGACUCGGUUGGACGCAUUGAAAACCUUGAAAAGAUGCAGUCACACGUGAAAGGAGCAGUAAACAAAACACAAGCUCAAAUAGCGACUAUGGAGCAGAAAGUAGCAGCUCUUCGGGGCAACACUCACACUCUCCAGUCACGGGUUCAAAGUCUGGAGCAGACGCAAACGGAUCUCAAAUCAAAGACAAGGGAUAUCGAAUCACAAGUCGAUACGACACGAAUACAGACCUUUGUAAGGAUUAUCACUCUGGAAAAGACGCAGUCGGACAUAAAAGGUGCAGCAAACAAACAACAAGAUCAAAUAGCUACCGUGGAACAGAAUGUAACAGCUACGCAGAACAACACUCACAAUCUCCAGUCACUAGUUCAAAGUAUGGAAAGGAAGCAAACGGAUCUAAAUGCAAAGACAUACACUCUCGAAUCAAAAAUCGAUACGACUCGAGAACAGAUCGUUCAAAGGAUUGAGACACUCGAAAAGACGCAGUCAGACAUGAAAGAAGCAGCAAACAAAACACAAGCUCAAAUUGCUACCGUGGAGCAGAAAGUAGCAGUAAUGCAGUACAACACUCACUAUCUCCAGUCACGGGUUCAAAGUCUGGAGGGGACGCAAGCGGAUCUUAAAACAAAGACAAGGGCUAUCGAAUCACAAGUCGAAACGACACGAGGACAUAUCGUUGGAAGGAUUGAAACUCUGGAAAAGACGCUGUCCGACAUGAAAGUAGCAGCAAUCAAAACACAAGCUGAAAUAGCUACCGUUGAACAGAGAGUAGCAGCUACACAGAGUAACACCCACUCUCUUCAGUCACGGGUUCUUAGUCUGGAGAGGACGCAAGCGGAUCUUCAAUCAAAGACAAGGACUAUCGAAUCACAAGUCGAUACGACACGAGGGCAUAUAUCCGGACCGCAGAAAAUCACAGGAACCUUUGUCGGUUUCUCAACCGAGCUUCAAACAAAAAGCGAAUAUUAUUCCAAAGAUACUGUCAUCAAAUUCGACCAUGUUCACUACAACGAAGGAAGCAACUACAGCCCCAGUACCGGCAUCUUCACUGUACCUGUGACUGGUGUAUAUGUCUUUAUGUUUAACGUUGAAGUAAACAAUGAUUUUAUAGACGACACUCGCCAGGCAUAUGUUGCUUUGAUGGUGAAUGGUGGUUACAAAGCACUAGCCCUUGCGCAAGGCCUGUGGAGUUUGACCGGCGGGAAUGCAGCCGUGGUGAAAGUCUCAGCAGGGGACAGGGUCUAUGUAUCCACCGCAAACAUUGAUGAGCGAGAGCGGUAUUACAUUUUUCCGUAUAGAACCUCGUUCAGUGGCGCUCUUCUACACAUGAUUUAAUAAAGCCGACAUAACCGGGCAAUCGGCAAAAUGAUCAAGUUCACUUGAAAUGACACACGAUUUGCGACAUUAAGUUUAUAAUACUAUAACAUCACACCCCAUAUAGUGUGAUUCAAUCUAUUCUCAACCAGUUAAUGAUAAUUUCAACCGAUACCGAAUACCAUUACUCUCCUCGGCGUACAGUAUUUACUAUAUCACGAAAGAUGGUUAUGCUAUGUUUGUUGUUAUACCGAAUAACCAUGUUGUACUUUAAAUAACAAAUUCGUCGAACGUGCAGAUUGUUUUAGUGAAGGUACACCACUCAUUAACAUUGAUGCUAAAAAACAUUUUUAAUGAGCGCCUAUCAAUUGUUAGCUUAGACGGGGCUUUAAAAAAACAACGUGUACCUAUUUUUAAGCCCAAGCGCGGUUUAUAUUAAAUGGAUAUUUUAACAGAUUGUGGCAUGAAUUGUAGUUUGACAUUAAAUACUUCAUGUUAAUAAAAGUAAAUAUUGGAUCUAGAAAACUCCAGUAAAAAAACAAACAAGAAUAUAAUUGAAGAAGGGAAAAUAGUAAUCCUAAACUGAGCUGAAACCACUGACCCCUGGGGUAAAAGUCUAACGCUCAGGCCACUCGGUCAUCCGUACUCAUACAAUGAGUGAUGCAUGUCAUGUUUAUAUAAGCAAUCCUCGUAGUGUCACAAAAUAAACGACAGCAACAUAACUCUCCAAAUUAUUCAAUCAGUUCGCGUUAAAAAGUUUGAUACUUUUCAGGUUUUUUAUAUCGUCAACAGAUGCAAAUAUUGGGUAAUUUAGAUCAUUGUUCAGAAUUACUGUUUCCUCACAAACAUCAUAACUACAACGAAAUUGUGUAUCAGAAACAUUUCUUUUUAAUUGUGUCAAUUUAACAACACGUGAAACGGCCCCUUUAAAACGAUAUACCACUUGGGUUAUACAACAUUGCAAGGCCAUGGUAAAAAAAUAUAAUGGGGAAUCGAUAUACAGUAUGGACAUUUAACAUUGAAAAGGCAUUGCAGGUAAAAUAUUUAUAUCAAAUACAUCGUAUAAUGGUUAUGUCAAUCAAAACAUCCUGAUACAGAGGGAUUACUAUGCGUUGUAUAAUCCUAUAUGAAGCUUGAUAUGUAUGUAUUUAUUUUUACCAAAUCAACAAUGCCUUCGUACCCAAAUUACUGCAUUGUCUUAAAUAAUGUUAAUAAAAUGUGGCAUCAUGUAAUAAUCAGCUUCCUUAAAUGAUUCGUCCUGUCCGUUUUUCUAAACCAUUCACUAAACAUAAGCACAGCACGUGAAGUAAACAUCAUUUAUAAGUUUUAUAAAUAAUUGCAACUACGAGAAAUGUACACGCAAACACGGGAAAGUUGUUUCGCGUACCGAACAAUCAAAUUGGCGUUUAUGCACUUUAUACUUUUAUUCAGACACUUGUGCUUGGAAGACACUCUCAAAAAGUUAAGGAAGGGACAUUACUCAAGCUCAUUACUUGCCGCUCACAAAAUUCAGGGGACACAUGUUUCAUUAUUAUAAAAAUUAAUAUGUUCUAUAACGUUUAUAAUCAAAGCGCUGAAGGCACUGAAUAUGUUCGCUAUUGCAUAAUUUAACACGCAAUUCAUUUUAGAAAAUCAAUCGCAAGUUUGAAAUGAACACACGCCAUUCAACUUUAUAAAGUGUGUGUCAUAGCGCACGGGUCGAGUUUUGUGUGCACUUUUUAUCAUCCUUAUUAUUUCAUAGAAAUAACUAAGACAAAAUAAAAACAACAUGCUUUUUGGAAGUUCUGAAAGCAUAGAAAGUAUGAUGAAAAUGGUAAUGAUAACUUAAUAUAAAGAAAAUUUGCAGUCACCAUCAUAUUAAAGGAAUAUGUUUUUCUAAUAUCAAAUGACUAUCUCACCAAGAAUAUAAAUUCAUAAUGAAAGUUCCGUGUACAAAACUUUUGAUUUUUGACACCAUAUACAAAUUCAAAAUAUACAAUUAUCUUCGUAUCUUGUAUAUGGAGGAAUAAAAGUAUAUAAACAUUGCUGUUUAUGCUUUACUUGUUACCCGAGCAGUUCACACGGUGUCAACAACGCUAACAUAAAC